AUGGGUGCAGGCUGCGGCGAGAGUUCACCCAACUCUCUUUCUUCCCGAUCAGAAGGAGCACGCAGCCAGAGCGCUCUGGGUUCACUUACGCCUCACUUUAAUCCCACGAUCACGACACCAGGACCACCCUACAAUAUCUCCCUACCCCUCCUCUCCCACCUCCACCUCCGCCUCCCUUUUUCAUUCCUCUUUCCAUCUUCCCCCCGCCUCGACUCCCCGCCGUCCGCUGCCUGCGUGUCGCUACGCCGACACGCAGGCAGCGCUCUCACGUCAACGGCACACACCCCCUGCCCACGCCCCGCCUUCUCCUCUCUUCGGACGCUGUCUUCCUCGCAGAUUGUCUUAGCUUCCUUGCUCCACUCAUUUGCACCCCCCCCAUUUUCCGGCCCUCCGCUCCUGCGGCCCGCAUCUCUUUUCCGUCUUCACGCGCCGCCCUGCGCGGACUCCGCACCCUCCCCAUGCAUCCUCUUCUCCCCUUGCCCCCUGCCCAUCCUCCUCCCACCACCCCUCCCCUUUGCUCACCCCCGCACCCCUCACUCCAGUCGCCCUUUAUCCCUCCACCCCACAUUCCUUAGUCCUGUGGCCACACUCUACCGAUGCCGCCUUGGCUCUCCACCUCACUCAUCCCACAGGCGCCUUUCGCCUAUUCAUCACCUCUGUCCUUCAGUUCACCACCCUUUCUUCCACCAUUCCCUGUCUUUCAUUCCUUCACGCCUCUCCCUUCCUCCCCACUUCCACGACCCCCCUUCACGUGUUUUUGUUCCCUACGGCUGUGCUCUGCCGCCUAUUCUCUCUCUCUCCCAGCCACGGCCGCCCUUUUCUUUCCUGUCCACUGCUCACACCCCCAGGAUUCUCACCUUCCGAGUUCCGGUUUAUGGCACCCUUCCGGUCAUAUAUCCUUGGCCCCUUGGCACCCCUGAAUACUCACCGCACUUUCCCCAUUCCCACCGGUCAUCCACCCUGCCGCCUUUCUUUGACUUUCUCCCGCGCUCUACCCCCCACCAUCCUGUCGCCCACGCUGCCCUGGGAGUGCUACCCUGUCUUUCCGUACCGCUCGCAAUCCCCUCCAAUCACUCUGCCAUCACUCCCCUUCAACCCGCCACCCCCACUACGCCUCCCACACGCCCCACUUACCUCUCUCUCCCACCACCUCCCCACCACACAACACUACCACCACCCCCGCACCCCCCCCACCGGGCGGAGGCCAAUACCAACCACCCACACGCGACCACAGCGCGAGCAUUACUCAACCUCUCCCCACCCACCCUCGCUUCACCGCCCCUGCGCCUUCUCACCCCCCCCUCACCCCCCCCCGCAUUCCACCCCACCCCCCCUCUCCCAUACUUCUUUGCCUCUUCACCUCCCGCACCCCUGUCCAUACCCCCCCCCCCACCCCACGGCUCUCACUCCCUCGCCGCACACCCCUCACACCUUUGUUUCCUCUCUUGUCUCUCACAGCCCCUGCCCCUCCCACACCGCUCCACCCACCUCUGCAUUGUACGACCCCACUUUUGCAUGAGUCGUCUCACCCGCACCCCCCCCGCCUCCUCCUUCGCUCCCCUCCGGCCCACCGGGCGUGCCCACCCCGGCCCCCACUCUCACCCACACCCCCCGCCCUCGGUCCCCGUCAAACGGGGUCCGAUCCCACCCGUCACAAAAACCUCUAUUUCUCCUCCCCCCUCGGCCCCACCCCCGCCACUGCAGUCAACACUCUCCCCCCAUCCGAACCGCCGGCGCUUGCCACACCGAAAUCGCCCCACACACCACCCCCCCCACCCCCCCUCCCGUCUCACGCAAGCCAGCGCACUGCACCUCCCACCGCCACCCCUCACCCCCACCCACCACCACCCCACCCCCCAUCCGCCCCGCCCGCUCAAGCCCGCCCCCCUCCGCCCGCACCCCACCUCCGCCCCCGCCCGCCCGCAUCACACCAGAACACAACAGCAGACAACAGACACCAACACGCACAACAACUCUCUGUCCUCGGCACGCCCCCUCACACCGCUAGCCACCCAACUGAGACCAUAG
This is a messenger RNA of Morone saxatilis (striped sea-bass), 2028 nucleotides long. Its product is annotated as extensin-like. The coding region runs from base 1 to 2028 and encodes 675 amino acids. Lineage: Eukaryota; Metazoa; Chordata; Actinopteri; Moronidae. The transcript is spliced from 4 exons. The record is from RefSeq and is a predicted model, not a curated record.